This is a messenger RNA of Hyaloscypha bicolor E, 938 nucleotides long. Its product is annotated as Bet v1-like protein. The record is from RefSeq and is a predicted model, not a curated record. The transcript is spliced from 3 exons. NCBI's taxonomy places the organism in Eukaryota, Fungi, Ascomycota, Leotiomycetes, Helotiales, Hyaloscyphaceae. Bases 107 to 562 code for a protein of 151 amino acids.
CCAACCUUCAAACCCCACCUCACCUCCACUCACCCCCAAUCCAACUACCAACCACCGAACAACAUCCCAAUCCCUUUCCUCACACCCAACUAAGCAAAGAACCAAAAUGGCCUCCCGCAUCCCAACUUCCACCUCCGUCACCGAAUCAGCCGUCAUCUCUGCCCUUUUCAGCUCCGUCUGGCACCUCAUCAAGCUUGAGUCCUUCAGCGACUUCUGGACCGCCUUGGUCAAGUCCGAGACUGUCAAGGAUACCUCCCCAGAUACGGAUAUUGUGAAGUGGGUUUUCAAGGAUGGGACCGAGUUGGAAGUUAAGCUUGAGGCUCAUUCGACGAUCGACCACUACAUAACCUACUCCGUCAUCUCUGCCAAGCCGCAACUCAGCUACUCCAGCGUCGUGAGCACCGUUCGCCUCUUCCCUAUCACAUCCGGCCACCACGAGGGACAGACGUUCGUUCAAUGGACAGGCAAUUUCUCCAGUGAUGCUGAUGCCGGUGUUAUCGAGGACGCAAAGUUCAAGCGCAGAGAGGCAUUGGCUGAUCUCGCGAACGCAGUCAAGAAGUGAGCAAGUUGUGCGUUUCUCCUGUGAAUAGCGAAAGGAUCACUGCGCCGUUGAUGUCUAGGGUCUGGGGAUUAUUGCAAGGAGCACAUGCUGGGCGGUAAGUUUUGUGGUGAUUUGGCUUGAUUUCGGCAAUCGAAAUUGCGUGGAGCUCCAAUGAGCAUAAAAGUUACGGUGACAAAAUGCAGUCUGUUUGUUACAACUCUGGUGGAUUUUCUUCUGAGUUGGCGUCAGUGACACUUGGUGACCCUGAUGCGCAGUUUGACCGAAGAGAUGAAAUUGAGGGAAGUUUCUCGACUCCUAUUAUACCUGCAACCAGCGUGAUAGCUGGUCAAUCGAGUGACCUAAACAGGCCACAACCUCAACAUCUUCACCUCAUGAC